AUGACGACGCCGCAAAAGAAAUUACUGAGCAGGACACUAUCAAAUGAGCCUUCUUCCACGGACGAGCAACAACAAAACCUUCUUAAACUCGAUAAGGCAAGGGAUCGUAUGGCUACACUGCAGCUUGCCCUUGAUUCACAUUCUAGCGACGUUAGAGAGCGCGUCAUGAAGCGCAAGGCUGAUCACGCAAAGGCAUUGAAUGAGGAGAAGGAGAAUCAGUCUCGGAUAAAAGAGGAAAUCGAGAAUCUGAAGAAGAAGGAGUUUGAUGUCGUGAGAGAUAUUGAAAGAGAGAGACAGGAGGUGCAGGAAAUGAAGGAUCAAAUCAGCAAUUACAUGCGUGAAAUGAGAUCACAUUCUACUAAUAGAGACGGCUUGAUUGCUGAAAUAGAAGAGUACAGGGAAAGAAUAAACAAACACAAAGACAUGAUUGAGAGCGAGAAGAAGACUCUUGAUGGUCAGGCUGCGAAGAAUGCUCCUGAAUUAGCCUUCUUUGAGCAGAAAUUGGGUUUAAAGUUGAGAAGUAAUAAACUCGACUGCAUUUUCCUUGCUUUCUCUCAAAUCGAUGACCGCCAACCAGACAGACAAUUUUCAAUCGAAUUGGAUUUGAGCGAGCCGGAGUAUAAAGUCGUAUCCUGCAAUCCACGACCAGACGAGCUCGAUUUGCUCCUCCAUGAGCUCAACAGUUCCCGUGGCUUCUACACCUUCAUAAAGCGUAUCAGAGGGGCUUUUAGAGGUGUAGUAGUAAAAGAGAAGCACGCUUAA
Wallemia ichthyophaga EXF-994 is the source of this 762-nucleotide messenger RNA. Its product is annotated as Kinetochore protein spc25. The coding region runs from base 1 to 762 and encodes 253 amino acids. The transcript has 4 exons. Gene Ontology annotation, cellular component: Ndc80 complex. NCBI's taxonomy places the organism in Eukaryota, Fungi, Basidiomycota, Wallemiomycetes, Wallemiales, Wallemiaceae. The record is from RefSeq and is a predicted model, not a curated record. Gene Ontology annotation, biological process: chromosome segregation.